Xenopus tropicalis (tropical clawed frog) is the source of this 1755-nucleotide messenger RNA. It is a transcript of the gene paics.2, whose product is annotated as phosphoribosylaminoimidazole carboxylase, phosphoribosylaminoimidazole succinocarboxamide synthetase, gene 2. Gene Ontology annotation, biological process: 'de novo' IMP biosynthetic process. NCBI's taxonomy places the organism in Eukaryota, Metazoa, Chordata, Amphibia, Anura, Pipidae. The record is from RefSeq and is marked provisional.
CUUUAAUCACCCCUAAACAACAAACACACUUGAGGCAGGGUCCUGUGCCUCACUUUGGGGUAACAAAAAAAUCAUUGCUUGACAUCUUUUCCUUUAAUUUCACUUGGGCAAAGGAUAUAUUUUAUUGUACUGUCACGUUUGUAACAAAAAUAGGUAUUGGCGCAGAGUACCCCAGUGAUAAGUGAUUAUGUGAAUAUCAUUGGUUUCCCUUUAAUUUCAAAUUCUUAGGCAUAAAAACAGCAUUUGUUAAGAAGUGCAGUGAAGCUGCUUUCAUUGCUACCCAGUGUGAGAUGAUUCCAAUAGAGUGGUUCUGUCGGAGAAUUGCCAGUAAGAGGAAUGCAGAGACUGAAGAAGGCUACAGAUUUCCCCAAGCAAAAGUAGAGAUGUAUAAGGUGAAUGAUACUAAUAAUCACCAAGUCUCGGUGGAACAGUUGAUAGCAGUAAAGCUUAUCUGUUCAGGACUUCUGAUUGGAAAGAUUGAGGUGGAUGUAAUGACUCGCUCCACAAUAGCCAUAUUUGAAAUUAUAGAAAAAUCAUGGCGGGCUCAGGACUGCACUUUGGUGGACAUGAGGAUUAAGUUUGGUGUUGAUGUGACUAAAAAAGAAGUUCUACUUACUGAUAUUAAAUGUGGCUCUCAAGCUCUUUGGCCAGCAGGAAACAAGAGUCAGCUGAAAAAUAAUUUGUGCUUAGAUGGCCAGAGCAGAGUUGUCGUGUUAAUGGCAUCAACUUCGGAUCUUGUGCACUGUGAAGAAAUCAAGAAGUCGUGUUCCAAGUAUGGAAUGAAAUGUGAGCUGAGGGUGGCUUCGGCCCACACAGGCCCACAGGAAACUCUGGAGAUCAUAGCAGAAUAUGAAGGAGAUUACAUUCCAACUGUUUUCAUAGCAGUGGCUGGUGGAAGCAAUGGCUUAGGGGCUAUAGUGGCUGCAAAUUCUUCUCAUCCUGUUAUUAACUGCCCCCCUCUUAGCGAAGAUUGGAGCACUAAGGAUAUCUGGUCUUCUCUAAGGGUGCCAAGUGGUAAGAAACAUAGUGUUAUGAUGUAAUUUAUUGCUGCAUAACUGUCCUUGCCUUCCCUCCCCUGAAUAUUCAUGGCAAAUAUACCUCUGUGUAGUCUCACUCUGACAACUCAUGAGUUUAUAGGAACAGGGGCAAUGGUUGUGAGACAGCACAGUUACACACCUCAUUUGUAUAACAAUUUUAUGGUUAGUUCUUGGAAAUGGGACAUUCUGUUAAAGCAUGGGAAGCGAUUGAGACAUUCUAGGAAGGAAGCAGCUCAUAACAUUUCUCUUUUACUUAAAUAAAUAUCUUGUCUAAUUAGGGGUUAGCCUAGACAGUACGAAGCCAAAUUCUGGUUGGUGUAUGUCAACAUGUUUUUGUUUUCAGGGCUUGGAUGCUCCACCGUGCUGUCACCAGAAGCAGCAGCUCAAUUUGCUGCUCGCAUUUUUGGAAUAAACAGUCACAUGGUGUGGUCCAAGCUACGAGCCUGCACUCUGAACUCAUGGAUUUCUCUCAAGCAGGCAGAUGUCAAGUUUAGAAAAUCCACUUUGUAAAAGCUUCUCACUCCCCGGAUCUUACAUCUUCAAAGUGAAAGUAUGUUCACCUGACAAAGGAUAACAGUCCUUUUCUGUUUUGGUUAUUUUCAGUUUAAAACUUUCCAGCAAAUCCAAACCAGGCAAACAAAAAAAAAGCUCAUUUAGGUCAUUUUCGUAUGGUUGAUUCCAGUGUCUACCUCAAUAAACAAUCAGCUUUGUAAAAUAA